UGUCCUCACUGAAGAAGAGCUCCAGUCGGGGAUCUGCCUCCUGCAUCUUUUAGUAGCUGGCUGACAACAGCAAGAGGAAAAUAACAAACACAUGUCGUAACCAAAAAAUGGUGAAGCAUUAGCAUAAGACUCGGGCGAGAGUUUGUUUUUUUCUGGCUGAGGUUAAGAAUGGCAGACAGAAAAAGAAAACCAGCAGCUUCCAUCAAACCCAUCACCAAGAAAGAAAAGGUCGAGCUAAAGAAAAAGGAGCAAGAGAAGGCAGCUGAGGUUUUUGAAGAAUUCGUAGCAUCUUUUGAAACCAGCGAAAAAAGCAAAGUGAAGACUUUCGUACGUGGGGGAAUUGUAAAUGCAACUAAAGAGGAGGAAGAAGCGGAGAUCAAGAAAAGUAAGCUGUACCGACCCUCCACAAAGUUUGUCCCCGUGUCUCAGCAUGGCUCGCCAACGUCGUCGUCUGAAAGCAAAAGGGCUGCUUUCAAAAAAAAGGCAGAUGAAAAGAAGAAGAGUAAUCUUGAACUUUUCAAGGAGGAACUUAAGCUAAUACAGGAGGAACGAGAGGAAAGACAUAAAAGGAAGAGAGGUGACCCUGAGGUUGGAGGAGAAGGGGCAGGACUCGCAGAUCUGGACGUCCCAAUAGCGGGACGGUCAAUGCUGUACGACGACCUGAGCGGCCCGGUCACCACUAACCUCUAUAUUAACUGCAUUAGCCCAAAGAUGAACGAAGAGCUCCUCUGCAGAGAGUUUUGUAAAUACGGCCCCUUGGCCAGUGUGAAGAUCAUGUGGCCGCGAACGGACGAGGAGCGCUGCAGGACUUCAAACAGAGCUUUUGUGGCUUUCAUGACUCGGAAAGAUGCAGAGAGAGCCAUGGCUGCUCUUGAUGGUAAAGUGAUUAUGGGCUUCGAAAUGAAGCUAGGAUGGGGCAAACCAGCCCGUAUCCCGCCUCAGCCUCUGUACACGCCGGCUGGGGUGAGAAUGGCACCUCCUCCCCCGUCUGGUCUCCCUUUCAACGCUCAGCCGAGGGACCGCUUCCGCAACGACUUCACAAAGCCGCUGGGCUCGUCCAAAGCGGAGCUGGACAAGACUCUGUCCGAAGCCGUAGUCAAAGUGGUUAUCCCAACCGAAAGGAAUCUGUUAUUCCUCAUUCACAGGAUGAUAGAGUUUGUGGUGCGUGAAGGCCCUCUGUUUGAAGCAAUGAUUAUGAACAAAGAAAAAAACAAUCCAGAUUACAGGUUUCUUUUUGACAACAAAAGCCAAGAUCACGUGUAUUACCGCUGGAAACUGUUCUCCAUCCUCCAGGGCGAGUCCCCAACAAAGUGGAGGACGGCCGAGUUUCGGCUGUUCAGAGGAGGCUCGCUGUGGAGGCCGCCCAUCCUCAACAGCUACACGGAGCGGUGCGACGAGGGCGCCGGGGUGGAGGAGGCAGCUCCCCCCGCGGAGGAGGAGGUGAAGAAGGGCCAGCUCAGAUCCGAGCACCGACAGAGACUGGAGGCUCUUCUGGAGGAGCUCAGCCCCAGCAGAGAGGAGAUCGCCAGAGCCAUGCUGUUCUGUCUGGAUCGGGCGGAUGCCGCAGAGGAAGUAGUGGGACACAUUUCUGACUCUUUCUGUCCGCUUCAGGUUCCCCUCCAGAAGAAGCUUGCUAGAAUAUAUCUCGUGUCGGACAUCUUGCACAACUCGUGUGCCAAAGUAGCCGGGGCAUCGUAUUACCGCAAAUACUUCGAAGCGAAGUUGCCGCAGAUAUUUGAUCAUCUGCACGCGGCGCAGAGAAACAUACAAGCCCGACUGCAGGCCGAACAGUUCAAGCAAAAGGUCAUGGGCUGUUUCCGAGCGUGGGAGGACUGGGCCAUAUAUCCCCAACCUUAUCUAAUCCAGCUUCAGAACAUCUUUCUGGGCUUCGCCAAAGCAGGAGAGGAGGACGCGGAGAUGGCCGAGGAGGUGCCUUGCGAGAUUGAUGGUGCGCCGCUGGACAGCACGCUUAUAGAUGGGCUCCCUAUGGGAAAAGCGGCGGUGGAUGACAUAGACGGUUGCCCCCUGGGCUGGGACCCCCUCAAUGGAGUCCCUGUUGACGACAUCGAUGGUAUGCCCUUAAGCGCUGCUAUCGAUGACAUCGACGGAGUACCCUUGGAUGAAAGUAAUCUUCCACUCUCCAGAGUGCCUCUGUCUAAAUGGGAAAAGAUCGGCGACACUGUCCAGACUGACUCAAAGUGGGAUACUUUAAAGGAGGAGGAGGGUGAACGUAAGGUUAAUACGAGCUGUAACCUACAGGACGAAGACUCGGACUCGGACAGCAGUGCUGAUUCCUGCAGGUCGCCGAACUACGAGGGUCCAGUCUUCUCCCAAAUGUCGGAGAGUAAAAGAAAAAGGCUGAGGGAGGUGGAAGUAAAGGUUAUGAAGCUCCAGGAUGAGCUGGAAUCUGGGAAAACCAAGAGGAAGUCUGGGAUGAGCAUACAGCAACAAGUGGAGAGCUACAGAAAAAAGCUGCUGCAGAAGGAGUUUCACAAAGAUGAAGAAAAGAGCGAGAGGUCAAAGUCUAAAGACAGACAGAGGGACGACAGGAGACACAGAGACAAGAGCAAAAAGAACGAGGAGGGAGACAGAAGGCAGAGCGGUAAUCCUGGAGAGAAGCCUCGGAGUUCAAGGAGCAUCUCUCCUUCAAGAACGAAGUCUCCGAAGCGGUCCAAACGCUCCAGAUCGCCGUCUCCAGUCCAGAAGGCAGGCAAAUCCAAGUCCCGGUCCCCACAUCGCUCCCACAAGAAGGCGAAGAAGAGCAAACACUAAGUUGAUUCAGGACCCGUCGGCUGCUGUUCUCUUUGGUUCCACCUCAAACAAUCCAUACCAGACUCGGCACCUUUUUUUCUAUCGUCAAGUUUCUCCACUGUAACUACUUAUAUAUAUAUAUUUUGUUUUUAAAGUUCUGAGAUGUCGCCGCAAAGUUCUGACUAAAUAAAUCACCGUUGGUGAUGAACGCUUCUGUGGACGACCUUUCCUGAACUCCACAGUGUGACUGGAGGGGG
Molecule: messenger RNA, 3008 nt
Organism: Fundulus heteroclitus (mummichog)
Lineage: Eukaryota; Metazoa; Chordata; Actinopteri; Cyprinodontiformes; Fundulidae
Exons: 24
Coding region: 169-2772 (867 amino acids)
Biological process (GO): RNA processing
Cellular component (GO): nucleus
Molecular function (GO): RNA binding
Source: RefSeq, a predicted model, not a curated record